UGCGUCGUGAGAGAGGAGAGUGCCAGAAAUGAACAAGCGCAUUGUUUUGACGGACUGUGUAGCAUAAAAUUGCCAUUCAAGAACACACACGACACGACUGUGGUGCGGAUUUGCUGUUUUAUUUUAGAAUUCCGUGGAAAAGGAUGAAAUAUUGAUUUAUUUUAGAGUUUAAUCGUGCUGUUUUUCGUAUUAAGUGUGACUGGAUUGAAAUUAACCCGGAAUGGGAGUUACGGGCUUGUGGAAACUGGUAGAACAAUCAGGCAAACCGGUUCCGCUUGAGACGCUCGAGAACAAGGUGCUUGCAGUGGAUAUAUCGAUAUGGUUGCAUCAGGUAAUCAAAGGAUUUCAAGAUUCGAAAGGAAGCUCACUGCCGAAUGCGCACAUUCUGGGACUUUUUCAUCGGUUGUGCAAAUUGAUGUACUAUCGGAUCAGGCCUGUAUUCGUUUUUGAUGGUGGCGUUCCCGCCUUGAAGAGGCAAACCAUUGCUAAGCGCAACCAAAGUAAAAGCAAAUACCACAAUGAAGCUGAUCGACUGCAACAAUUGCUGUUGGAAACUUUGGCCAAAGAGAAGGUCGUACAGCAAGCAUUGGGAUCGGCCACAAGUCUGCUCGUUUCGCCUUCGAAGAAGCCCGGCAACAAUAGCAAAACCGCAGACGAACCCGACGAAAUCUUCAAACUGCCACCGCUCAAAGAGGAUUCCCCAUUCAAAAACGCCGAUAGCUCCCAAACAGAUCUGGAUGAUAGCACCAGCUCUUGGGAUGAGAAAACUUCGAAAAGCUAUUACCACCUGAAUCUGAACGCGAUCGAUGUGACGAGCGUGCACUUUAAAAAUUUACCUGCCGAUGUAAGACAUGACAUUCUGAAUGAUAUUAAAGAGACCAGGAAGCAAAACUCGUGGGGCCGCUUGCAUGAGCUUCCAGUGGAAAGCAAUGAUUUUUCGUCGUUUCAAAUGAAGCGAUUGCUGAAACGACGAGCAGUUCAGGUAGAAUUAGAGGAAGCCGAGAAAGAAAUGGGUGGAAAGUGUCUUUCGCUGGCCGAACUGGAAGCUCUUCUCUCUGAGGAAGGAGUAGACACUUCUUCCAGUCAGGCGGCACAGAAGAUUGCAUCGGAUGAGAAUACGCGGUUUCUGCUGGUCAGAGACGUGCAAAAAGCAAUCGAGAAAGCUAAGAUUAAGGAAGAGCAGGAGAAAAAUGCACCCAAACCUCCAAAGCUAGCUAAAAGUGCAUCCAUGAAAACGGAAACGAUAGAUGUUUUGGAUGAUAAAGAAAUGGAUGAAGAAUUACAGUUGGCGAUCAAGAUGUCCUUGAUGCAGGAUGAAGAUCCUAAUGUAAAAAUCAAUCUGGAACAGGACGAAGUCCAAAUGUCAAAGCAACAGAAGCAAGCCCUAGGCAAUUCUGCCAUGACCCUAGCUAGAGGCUUCAUGUUGGAAUACGGUGGUAUGUCCAACGACGAUGUUCGAGAACUGUUGCACCAAACGCAAGACGUAGACCCAGGUGAAAUUGAGCAAUCUUUCACACAAAUGUUCGCUCACAAUUCCGUGUCGGUGCUCAAGGGAACCGAUGAUCCAGAAGACAAGCAAGAAACACAAGAAGUAGUCGUUUCAUCGGACACCGACACGGAUUCGGAUUUCAUCGACGUUCCCGAGGACGAUCUGGAUGAUAUGACUCCGGGGGUUUUGCUACCGUUGAAUCCCAGCAAUCACCUGAAACCACUGUACAGUACGGUUGUGGAUUUCAGACUGGAGGACCUGGCGAUGAACAAGGAUGGCAAAAAAGUGUUGGAAGUCGUUAUCGACGAGAGCAAGAUCGGAAAGAAAGACGAAGAGGACAUCUUUGCUGAUGUGUUCGAGAAGAGCGAUGAUCGAGCAAGCAAACUGGAAUCCCUAAAAGUGGCGCAGGCUGAUACGGAAAACCCUACAGAACAAGUCGAAAAACCUUCAUGCGGAGUAAGUGUUUCUAAGGUGUCAGAGCCAUUAGUUGCACCGAAGAUUACCGGCAUCAAAGUCAAAAAAGUGGAUGACAUCAAUGCUCGACUGCAGGAAGAACUCCAAAAGCUCAAAACUGCUCCAGCCAUAAGCCUUGACGAUAUUCUAUUAGAUCUUCCUCAAGAAGACAAUGAUUUAGUUCAGGUCAUUGAAACUGUUCAAAAUCACACCGAAAGCAACAAACCGGAGAAUGUGCGCAAUAUUGUCAAACAAGAACUCGAAAAACUAAAGUCGCAAACUCCGGUGAUAGAUUUAGACGAAAUCAAGUUGGAUGAAGCCCUGGUAGAAGCAAUUCCUGAUAAACUAGAAGUUAAGCUUACCAAGACUAGCUCGGAUGCUGAGGACAGUGACGCCACCGUGGGAUAUUCACCUAUGAAGGAGUUGCAAAAGGUGUUGAAAGACUCGGAACUGUCUCGCCCUGACAAUCUACAACAAAUCAAUGAGCACGAACCUGAACAGACAAUAAAUACUGCCCAACCAGUCUAUACAACUCCUAAAAAAGGAACGCUUGAGCACCUGGUCAAAUCGCGAACGCCUGGCAGCGAUUCGAAAAAAUCCGAACCCGAAGAAGACAUUCCAAAUGUUCCAAAACCAUUCUUCGUGAACAAAACGCCCACUUCAUCAUCUAAGAAGAAUAAACCAACUGAAUCGGAGUCCACUCCAAGCAAACCAGCAAAAGUUUCCAAAGAGUUGUUCCCGGAGCCAGAGCCAAUUCCAUCCACCAGCAAAGGCCCGCAACCUACAGCUGAAAAUAUGAUCACGGAUAUGGCCGACAAUUUGAAGGAAAACAAAACUCCCUUGGAGUUAAAAAGAAUGGCUCUGAAUCUUGCCCAAACCGAACGCGAGCUGGAGAAGGAGAAGAAUCGUCAAUCCCGGCUGGGGACGUCCAUCACCGAACAAAUGCAGGAAGAUUGCAUGCAACUGCUGCGGUUGUUCGGUAUCCCUUACAUUGUGGCCCCAAUGGAAGCGGAAGCCCAGUGUGCGUUCCUCAAUCAGAUCCAGAUCACCGAUGGCACCAUAACGGAUGAUAGCGAUAUUUGGCUGUUUGGUGGGCAGACCGUUUACAAGAACUUCUUCAACCAGCAGAAACUGGUGCUGGAGUUCACGGCGGACAGUAUCGAGCGUUUGUUCCAGAUGGAUCGGAAGAAGCUGAUCCAGCUGGCACUGCUGGUGGGCAGCGAUUACACGACGGGUAUCAGCGGUAUCGGAGCGGUCACGGCAAUGGAAAUCCUCGCAUCCUUCCCUGCUACACCGGAAAAGGACGGCGAAACAUCCGAAAUGAUGUCACUGCUAUCCGGACUGCGGAAAUUCCGUGAUUGGUGGAACCAUGGCAGAAACAAUUCCGUUGGCACCCGCAUAACUCUAAAGUCCAAACUGAAGAAUAUUGAGUUCACCGACGGUUUCCCGAGUUCUGGAGUGGUUGAGGCAUAUCUUUUCCCUACCGUCGACAGCAAUAAGGAACCAUUUUCCUGGGGCUAUCCGGACGUGGAAAGUUUGCGAGAUUUUACCAAGCAAAAGUUUGGCUGGCCACAGGCCAAAUUUAAUGAUAUAAUCAUGCCAGUGGUCAAACGGUUGGACGAACGGAAAUCGCAAGCUUCGAUCAAGAAUUAUUUCAAGGUACAAAGUGCGGUAGCUAAUAAUCAGUUAAAGGUGAGCAAACGUGUGCAGACCGCCGUGGAUGCCAUGGCGGGAAAAAUAACGGAAGAACCUUCCAAGAGCCCCAAGAAGAAAGUCGCACGCAAACGCAAGCCGAAAGCUGGUGAAGCCAAUCCGGAUGGUACUCAAGCCACAUCCUCUGAGGUUAUAUGUUUGUCCGAAAACAGCGAUGAUGAUUUUACGGAACCGAAGAAAACUAGAGGCAGGAAGACUGCUGCAACCACCGCCACAAAAUCUAAACCCAAAUCAACCAGAAAGGCAGCGACCAAAGCGAACACUUCUGAAAUCGAUAAACCAUCAACCUCAUUGGUGAACAUUGGAAGCAUAAUCUCAAAGAUAAAUGACCAGUCCGCUGAGAAGCUGGGAGACGAGGCUGCUAUUAUAGAUCGCAAGAGGGCCGCUAAGAAUAAGAUUCCGGAUUUCAAUCCGGCCAUCCCGCAACGUUUGAAAGAUGAAGAAGAGAUGGUCAACCGCAAACAACGAGCAAUUGAACUUUUCAAAAAGUCACAAACCGAGUCCAAAGUCAAAAAAUCACGCAAAUAAGUCCUGCCCAAGGUAGGUUGUAUGUUCCAUGUUAAAUUGUUAUUAAUGAAUACAGAACUGUUCGUAAUUGAUCGUACUGAAAAAUCU
Molecule: messenger RNA, 4270 nt
Organism: Aedes aegypti (yellow fever mosquito)
Lineage: Eukaryota; Metazoa; Arthropoda; Insecta; Diptera; Culicidae
Gene: mus201
Product: DNA repair protein complementing XP-G cells homolog
Exons: 5
Coding region: 221-4183 (1320 amino acids)
Biological process (GO): nucleotide-excision repair
Cellular component (GO): nucleus
Molecular function (GO): DNA endonuclease activity; single-stranded DNA binding
Source: RefSeq, a predicted model, not a curated record